Molecule: messenger RNA, 2037 nt
Organism: Juglans microcarpa x Juglans regia
Lineage: Eukaryota; Viridiplantae; Streptophyta; Magnoliopsida; Fagales; Juglandaceae
Product: cell division control protein 6 homolog B
Exons: 17
Coding region: 83-1690 (535 amino acids)
Biological process (GO): mitotic DNA replication checkpoint signaling; cell division; DNA replication initiation
Cellular component (GO): nucleus
Molecular function (GO): DNA replication origin binding; ATP hydrolysis activity
Source: RefSeq, a predicted model, not a curated record
AUUUCUCUCCCACAGCACCCCCCCGCGGAUCCAGAUCCCUUCCGAUCCUAAGCGCGAAAUCUCAAUUCGCGAAAUUCUCACCAUGCCUUCCAUUGCUCGAUCCAAUGGCGACUCCACUCCUCAGAAGCGCAGACUGAGAUCCGAUGCGGCGGCUCAGGAUUCUCCGAUCUCUACGUCGGUCAAAUGGAAAUCGCCUCGCGGAUGCAGCUCUACGAGCCCAAACAAUCUCUCAAAUGGCACUGAGAGAGAUUUUAGUGAUAAUCCUGAGAGAUCUCCGGUGAAAAAAUUAUCCGGCAAAUUUAUUUCAAAGCCCAAGUGGAAUCCAGGAGAUACGGAGCAGAUGAGGGCAGUGAAGGAGGCCUUGCACGUUUCGACAGCGCCAUCUACUAUCGUGUGCCGUGAGAAUGAACAGAAGAGGGUUUUGGAAUUCUGCAAGGUAUGCGUGGAGCAAGAGAAGUCUGGAAGUUUAUAUGUUUGCGGGUGCCCAGGGACAGGGAAGUCGUUGUCAAUGGAAAAAGUGAAGCAGCUUUUGGUUGAUUGGGCGAAAGAGGCAGGUCAUCGGCAGCCGGAUGUGUUACCAAUAAAUUGUACUUCUCUAGCAAAAACAUCAGAUAUUUUCGUCAAGAUACUAGGUGAUGCCCAACAGCGAAGGAAAGUGAAUAGCUCUGCUACCUCAGCGUUGCAACAUCUCCAGAACUUGUACUCUCAAAACCCACGAUCUUCCGGCAUAAAGAUGACGCUGAUAAUUGUCGAUGAGUUGGACUAUUUAAUUACAAAAGACCGGGCUGUGCUUCAUGAUCUUUUCAUGCUUACAACCUUCCCUUUCUCCAGAUGUAUUUUGAUAGGUAGUGCUAUUAUCAGAUAUAUUAUUAAGUUCUGCUUCAUCGGAUUCUCAAUUUUGUGUGCCUCAUGCAUAAUUGUUUCUGCUGUCAUCUUUGGUUUUGCAGGGAUAGCCAAUGCCAUAGACCUAGCAGAUCGUUUUCUUCCGAGACUUCAGUCAUUAAAUUGCAAGCCUAUGGUCGUAACUUUUCGGGCAUAUGACAAAGAUCAGAUCCUCAAGAUACUUCAUGAGAGGCUAUCGGCACUUCCUUACAUUGUGUUUCAACCGCAAGCACUGGAACUCUGUGCCAGAAAAGUGGCCGCUGCCUCUGGAGAUAUGCGGAGAGCUCUAUGUAUUUGCAGGAGUGCGAUUGAGAUUCUAGAAGCAGAGCUGAAAGACUCUAGCAGCAACUUUCAUUCAUUAACAGUAGAGAAAGCAUGCUUUGAACAACAGACGGCUACAGCGCCUGAUAUAUUGAAGAAACAAGACAUAGAUGUGGUAAGGCUUGAUCAUAUGGCUAUUGCUUUGUCAAAGACGUAUAGAACGCCAAUAGUGGAUACCAUACAAUCUCUCCCACAACAUCAGCAGAUUCUACUUUGCUCUGCCGUGAAACAUUUCCGUGGGGGAAAGAAGGAUACAACUGUAGGGGAGCUGAAUAAGUCUUAUAUGGACUUCUGCAAAUCAUCACUAAUCCCUCCUGUUGGGAGUCUGGAACUUUCAACUAUAUGCCGAGUACUAAAUGACCAGGGGCUUCUCAAACUAGGUCAAUCUCGAGAAGAUAAAUCGAAAAGAGUGUCAUUAAGAGUAGAUGAAGCAGACGUCACGUUUGCAUUACAGGGGAUCCGUUUCUUUCGCAAUUGUCUUCAGUAAAUCUGCUCAAAGCAUAUGGACCCGUGAUUCUUCUUAAGCUUGUGGUGACCCUUUUUUCCAAUUCGCCCAGUUCAAACGGAAAGAAAUCAGAGAAUUGGCAAGCAUGAUGAGUGUUGUGGAGAUAAUACAGGAAUUAUUAAUUCAAACGCCCAAUGUCAGCAAUUUCCAGAGAGUUGGAACAUCCUCUCUAGAAAAGGGAAAGAAGAUAAAUACGAAAAAAUGUAGGAAGAAAUUUUAAGACAUGAUAUGUUCAUCACAUGUAACUUAACUGGUACUUUUUAACUGUAUCAUUCUUCUUGUAAAGACGUUACAAAUUGGAUGAGUUUAUAAGGUUUUGUGUUUUCAAA